This is a messenger RNA of Falco peregrinus (peregrine falcon), 1374 nucleotides long. It is a transcript of the gene RGS19, whose product is annotated as regulator of G protein signaling 19. The record is from RefSeq and is a predicted model, not a curated record. Lineage: Eukaryota; Metazoa; Chordata; Aves; Falconiformes; Falconidae. The coding region runs from base 437 to 1036 and encodes 199 amino acids. The transcript is spliced from 7 exons.
GUGAGAGGAUGUGUUCAGCCGCUUUUCUUUUCUCUUUCUCUCUUCUUUUCUCUCCCGUCACCCUGCCCUCAGAGCCGGCAGUUCCGGUGAUGCCGCGCACCCCCUGAGCCGGCCGGGGUCACCCUGGCCGGCUCCCGCCGCCGCAUGAUGGCCAGGCUACAGCAGGGGAAUGACCGUGAUUGCUGCCCAUUUCCCUCAGCCGGGGACAGGGAGGCAGAGCCGGCCGUGACCACAUCCUUACCCCUACCUGUGCGGAGGCUCCAUCGAGGAGGCGGCGGGGACGUUAGCUGGGGGGUCUCGGCGGCACGGCUCACCCACGGGCUGGGAGGAGCAGAGAGCAGCAGAAGAGCCCCCAAAGCACGACCCAACCCCGUCCACCGUGUAUGAGGCUGGGACGCAGUACGCAGGACCCGCGUCCGCAGAGACACCCCUUCCGAUGUCCCGGCAUGAGACUUCUCCGACAACGGUGCAACCCACCAGCAACCACCGCCCCAACGCCUGCUGCUUCUGCUGGUGCUGCUGCUGCAGUUGCUCAUGGAACGAGGACCGGGAGCAAGCAUGGAGGGCAUCCCGGGAGACCAAACUGGAGACCAUCCCAAACUGUGAAGCGUGCGCCAAGCCCACGCCGGAGGAGGUGCGGGGCUGGGCACAGUCCUUCGACAAGCUGAUGAAGAGCCCGGCGGGUCGCAACGUCUUCCGGGAGUUCUUGCGGACUGAGUACAGCGAGGAGAACAUGCUCUUCUGGCUGGCGUGCGAGGAGCUCAAAACCGAGUGCAACAAGCACACCAUCGACGAGAAGGCCAGGAUGAUCUACGAGGACUACAUCUCCAUCCUCUCGCCCAAGGAGGUGAGCCUGGACUCGCGGGUGCGGGAGGUCAUCAACCGGAAGAUGCAGGAGCCGUCCUCGCACACCUUCGACGAUGCUCAGCUCCAGAUCUACACACUCAUGCACAGAGACUCCUACCCUCGCUUCCUGAACUCUGCCAUAUACAAAUCGCUGCUCCAGAGCGUCUCCCACUCCUCCUCGGAGUCCUAAGGGUGCCCGCCAGCUGUGGGGAUGCCGGUGGGGACAUGGUGGCCAGGGAGGGCUUGGUGUCGCCUCCCUUCCAGUGCCCUCCCUGCCAGCCCCCCCACCCAGUUUUUAGCUUUUUACCUAUGAACCAUCACCCCGGUUUCUGGACCACCCUCCAGGACUGUCCCUGGGGCUGGUGCCACUGCGGCAGCACAGCCCGGGCCGGCUCGUACUACUGAACCCCAGCCCCGUCCCCGCCGCUGGCCGGAGCGAGCCGGGGGAGCGCGCGGGAGAGCGCCCGGGGCCUGGCUCCCCCUGCACCCCGUUUUGAAGAGGUCACUUUAUCCCAUCUCUGCCACACC